CGAGGGAGGAAAUCGUCAGGUCACCGCAUGACCAAUCACGUUUCCGCUCAUUCUUUCACUGAUUAGCGUGCCUCCAACUCCCACGCAUGUAGGUACAGUCGUCGAGGAAGCAUAAAAUUGGCAACUUUGUCGAAAACAAGUUCAUUUGUCGGUCGAGUUCCGUGUGAAGAACACACCAGACGACUGGCGUCCGUUGCGUUACAGAUAUUUUUUCAUGGUUGUUGCGAACUGCAUGACUAAAAUUCCGACGGAUUUUUUUUCAAGUCGUGUCAUCCAGUAGGCUGGAAUCGGCCAGUUCUGCUGGCAGCAAGGUUUGAAAAGAAAAUGGCGGCUCGUCUUCAACUGUUCCUUUUGCUAGUCACGUGUCUUUGUUGUGCAGACUCACAAGGCACACCAAAUACAACAGGAAUUCCUUCUGCUACCGACCCCGAUGCCGAGCGCGAUACCGAUACCACCCUGCCCAACGCAGCCGAAGAGCCGACCACACCGGCCGGUAGGGAGAUACCGUAUGCCUGUCCGACAUGGCGCAACAAGUGGCACACCUGUCGAGGCGGAGGCUGCGGGGAACCCACCUGGAGGCAGAACUACUGUCACUGCGAUCCGCUCUGCGUAACGUACGGCGACUGCUGCUCGGAUUACGAGGAGCUCUGCGGAGUCAGAACCGACGAAGAUGGUGUGACACUGGCUGGAGUCGGCGCUACCGACGGGGAUAGAAGUUCCGGUGACGAGAACAUCGAGCAAGGCUUGUCAGCAGGUUCGACUGCGGAUGGGGGCCUGACGAAGUGCGUCCAGACGGUCCAGUUUGACCCUGAGGGACCUAAGCCCCGGUCUGGGUACCGGCUUGUGGCGGUCUGUCCACGGGACUGGACCGGGGCUGCGUCAGUCCGCAAGCUCUGCCAAGAGACGGUCGGGAUGGCCGGACUAGCUGCCGUACCGGUGGAAGGAUCUGACGGACGCCAUUACCGGAAUGUCUACUGCGCCCUUUGUCACGGGCUACCUCACACUAAUGUCACCUUCUGGUCCAUCUCCUACCAAGAAAAGCAAAGAUCGAUUCCACCGAGAACACUUAACACCAGCCAGCUCCUGCAACUCGCAAAGGGUCAGAUCCAAAGUGACAACUACACGAAGUUUUUCAGGCCUCCCGGUUUCGCCUCGGAGAGCGUAGCGGAUUCUUCGCUUCGGACAUGCAUCAUUUUGGACGCGGAUUCUUGUCCAAUCAGCGAUCCCCGUGCGCUGGAGCUCUGCCAAAGGCACUACGCGCCAAUCGCUUGGAACGGGACGACCUACCGGAAUUUCGCCUGCUUGUGUGACGACGUCGACACACAGGCUUUUUCCACCGACACUCUGAGCAGUUGGUGCCCGAUAUCUAUAAAUAAACAAAGAGCUCCGCCGCUUUCUAUGGCAAGUCUGCUGGUUUUCUCGGACCGUACCGACAUCGGCGGCAGUCUAACUGAUGAGGGGUCCGUGGGCAGCGCCUCUGCCUGCACGCGUCGUCAAAUCUACGAUCCUUUCUUGGCAUCCUGCCGAGACCUGAGCUGCCCGGACGGCUUUGCCUUACAGGACGGCGGCGUGAGAUGCGCGAGAAUUCGCGAGACUGGGACUGGGACUGAGAGAACUGGCUCGAUAGCGAACGUUGAGGUCGCCCUCACCGUCACCGGUAGUCUCCGCCAGGACCCUGAUGCACGAAGUACGCAUAUGUCAACUGAAAUUUGGGAAGAAAUUGCUCACCAAGCUGGCAAAGAUUAUCAAUCCGGAAUCUUUGCCUGCAAAUUCGCCGAUGAAGGGAUGGAGAACAAUCAGAUCGUCCAGGAAAAUGAAUUUUGUGGCAACUCGGGUGUCAAAUGGUCAUGUACAAAGGACGUCGCCAUAUUGGAUUCUGGGGCUGCGUGCCUCACAGGUAGCUUAUUUACGUGCAGCGUUAACAUGACAUUCGUAACUACGGCGCCCUCAAUCGAGCAGUUCCUUGCCGAGAAUGAAAUGGUUUCCAGGCAGUGCUUUGCUAGAGAGGUUGGGAACCAUACAAUUCGACCAGACCAUCUUGCAAUCUCAACUCCUUGCGAAACUCUAUCAAAUGAUACUCCAUUGUCCAUUGUGAGACAUGUCUCCACUUCGAAAGUUGCUUACGUUCGGGACAAUGACUCAGGGCAUCACGUGAUCUCGCAGAAUGAUACCUGCAUGGAAGUGAGUGCCGACUGCCCUCUGUUGACGUUUUCCAGAGAAGAUUACGUCAUCACGGGCGCCCUCAACGACUCGAUCAGGCUCAAUGCGCACGACCGCGUGCUCCCUAAUGGCGAGUUCCACAUGAAGCCCAACGGGGACGUAGAGGUGUGUAACUUUCUAUCACCGGGGGCGCCCUCUACCGCCGUGCCCACCCUUACGUGGGACUACGCCCACCACAUCUUGACCAUCACCGGCAGUAGCUUGUCUCUGAUUGGUCUGGUUGUCACGAUUGCUACCUACGUCGCGUUCCCGACUCUGCGUCGCAACGCGGCCGGGAAGGCACUGAUGAGUCUGGUGGCGGCACUCUUUCUCGCCCAGUUUACAAUGCUCGUAGGUCUUAAUCGCACUGACGUCCCCGCUCUGUGCGUCACAUUCGCGAUCAGUUCCCAUUUCUUCUGGCUCGCCGCGUUCUUCUGGAUGAACAUCCUGGCCGUGGACAUCUACCGCACCUUCGGCAUCGGCACCAGUCUAAGUGACCCCAACGUAAGGUCAUUCCUUCGCUACGCCCUCUACGGCUGGGGCGCGCCAACCCUCAUCGUCGCCACCGUCGCCAUCUUGAGCUUCUGCGACUGCGUGGACGCCGACGUCUCCUACGGCACUGCGCAUGCGUGCUGGGUCGGCAACGGGACGGCCAACUUGCUGUCCUUCGGCCUUCCGAUUGUUGUGAUUCUCUGCUCCAAUGCGGUCCUAUUUUCUCUCACCGUGGCGGGUGUCAAGAGGACGCGGAUGGCAUCCAAGCGGAUGAAUAUCACCCAGGGGCAGAGCGGUUCUGCGGCAAAAAGGCCUAACAACGACCUUUUCCUGUACCUGAAGUUAACAGCCAUCAUGGGUUUCACCUGGGUCUUCGGCUUCGUAGCCUCCUUCUCAGGCGUCGAGUUCUUCUGGUAUCCCUACAUCGCCCUGAACUCCCUCCAGGGGGCGCUCGUCUGCCUGGCCUUCGUCUGCAACCGGCGCGUGCUGGCCAUGUGGAGGUCGUGGCUGAAGUCACGGCGCGGACGCUACCUGGCCGACCAAUCAGACACGUCCGGAUCGUGUCGAGGUCAGAGGUCAUUCAAAGCGUCCUUGACCGAACAGAGCCACGUGGAAAGUGGGUCUAAAACCACAGAUAUGUAAUUAACACUAAUUAAUUUAGACCAAAACGGUCUAAAUGUUAUUAAAUAAAAAAA
This is a messenger RNA of Patiria miniata (bat star), 3386 nucleotides long. RefSeq lists its product as uncharacterized. Gene Ontology annotation, cellular component: membrane. Gene Ontology annotation, biological process: G protein-coupled receptor signaling pathway; cell surface receptor signaling pathway. Gene Ontology annotation, molecular function: G protein-coupled receptor activity. The transcript is spliced from 4 exons. Bases 325 to 3333 code for a protein of 1002 amino acids. Lineage: Eukaryota; Metazoa; Echinodermata; Asteroidea; Valvatida; Asterinidae. The record is from RefSeq and is a predicted model, not a curated record.